This is a messenger RNA of Dermochelys coriacea (leatherback sea turtle), 3522 nucleotides long. RefSeq names its product GC-rich sequence DNA-binding factor 2 (gene GCFC2). Gene Ontology annotation, biological process: mRNA splicing, via spliceosome. Gene Ontology annotation, molecular function: DNA binding. The record is from RefSeq and is a predicted model, not a curated record. Lineage: Eukaryota; Metazoa; Chordata; Testudines; Dermochelyidae. The transcript is spliced from 18 exons. Gene Ontology annotation, cellular component: nucleus. Bases 112 to 2643 code for a protein of 843 amino acids.
GAUGCCGCGCAUGCGUAUUACGGGGAGCUCUGCGGAGAGCCACGUUUCCGGAGCAGGCUCACGUCGUCGGAGUUUGGCUCCGGUCGUGCGUGGUGACCGUUACCGGAUAGAAUGUUUAGGAGGCCCCCGCGGAACUUCCGGGGCCGCCAGAGAGCCGCGUCCAGCUGUAGCAGCAGCAGCGCCGAAGGGGAGCCGGAGCCGGAGCCGGAGCAUGGAGGGGAGCAGGGCGAUGCGGAGCAGGAGCAAGGCCCUGCCAGGCCCGCCGCCGAGAGGCAGCCGCCCGCAGAGGGGCCAGCAGGGGACAUUAGCGGUCAGGAGGAAGAGGAGGAUGGCGGCGGCGUGCCCCGAGGCAGGCCCCGAGGGGCAAACCCCAGAGCGGGGCAGGCGCGGGGAGAGGGGGCCCUGCUGAGCUUCGGCGCCGACGAGGAGCGAGAUGAGGGUGAGGAACUCUUUAAAAUAAAGAAACCAUCUCUUAACACAAUAACAUUUAGAAUGCAAAAGAAAGAAAACUCUCACUCUGUAGUUAGAGAAGCUGAAAGAAGCAAAGAAAUCUUCCAGUCGGAGUAUAGAAUAAUUAACACUACUGAUACAUGUGAGACAGAAGAAGAGGAUGAGCACUACUCAUCAGCCAGUGAAGAUUACACUAGUUCAACCUCUGAAACUCAAUCCAGCCCUCCACGGAAAAGAGAGGAUUUAUCAGCAGGUAAUAUACCUGAUGCAGCUUAUAUCCGGGUUACUUGUGGGAAACGUCAGUUGGCCAGGACUCAGGGUGACUAUAUUCCACUGGACCCAUCGCAUCGUGCUCCAGUCUCUCAGAAAAAAGCAUGCAGUGAUACAGAGAGUGAGGAUGACUCUGAUCAUGACACAAUUCUCCACUUCGCUCCCAAAACAAAAACUCUUAAGCAGAGGAUGGCUGAAUAUGCAGUACCCAAGAGUGAUGGAGCAAGUGAAGAUGAAAUACAAAACAUGUGGGAAGAACAGCAACUAAACAAAGCAGUCAAACUCCCACAGGGAAUUAAUGUAGACACUUCUCUACAUAAAUCUCGACCCAUGAAAAUAAGGUUUGAUCCCUCUGUUUCACUGCCACCUGUGAACCUGGAAAUUGUAAAGAAGCGACUGACUACAAGAAUGACAUCAUUACAGGACCUUCAUCGUGCUCACCAGAGAGAGCAUGAAAAAUAUACACAAGACAUUGAAAGCUCAAAGAAUACCAUCCAGGAGUUAGAGAGGUCUUCAAAUGCAGCUCUGAAUUACAAAUUCUACAGGUCUAUGAAAACUUACAUGGAAAGCCUUAUAGACUGUUUGAACGAAAAGCUACUUCAUAUUAAUGAACUGGAAUCAGCUAUGCAGAUGCUACUUCAACAACAAGCCAUAACUCUCUUGAAACGUAGGCAAGAGGAUCUGAAAAAUGAAUCUGCUUAUGUUCAGCUGCUAUCAAUCAUAGGAAAUAAUGGCAAGUCAACUGAUGACAGCUUGGAAGAUGAUGAAAAAACAAAGUGGCUCCUGGAAGAGUGUGAGGCUCGAAGGACAUGCAGAAGGCAAACAAGAGAGAGUUUUGGCAAAUUUGAUCACCAUGAGGGCAUGUCCAGUGAUGAUGAGCUGUCUGCAGCAGAGAUGACUGACUUCCAGAAAAACAAAGAUAAUAUCUUACGGGAGAGUAAGAAAAUAUGUGAAGAUGUGCAUGCAGAUUUUUGCAACAUCAGAAAUAUCCUGUUGAAAUUUCAGCAGUGGAGACAGAAGUUUCCUGACUCUUAUUAUGAUGCUUACAUUAGUUUAUGUCUGCCUAAACUCUUAAGCCCAUUAAUCAGAAUUCAGUUAAUAGGCUGGAAUCCUCUUGAGAAUUUCAUAGAUCUGAAUGAGAUGCCCUGGUUCAGAGCUAUAGAAGAAUUUAGCGAUGUCAAAAAUAUGCCACAGUCCAAGAGAGAUGAUGACACUGAUCAAACAAUUUUGCCUACAGUCACUGAGAGAACUGUUCUUCCUAAAAUUACAGGCUUUGUAGAACACGUGUGGGAUCCUUUGUCAACUUCACAAACAGUCAGUCUAGUUCAACUCUGCAAAAAUAUCUUUGAAGAACAUUCCCUUUCCAAAAAUGAAUCUAGUAAAGUAAAACAGGAUCUGGUAAACUCAAUUGUUUCAAGAAUGAAGAAGUCGAUAGAGGAAGAUGUCUUUAUUCCUCUGUAUCCUAAAAGCACUGUGGAAGACACAAUAUCGCCACAAUCAAAGUUUCAAGAAAGACAGUUUUGGUCAGCUGUAAAGCUGCUGUCUAAUAUUCUUCUUUGGGAUGGGAUCAUAGUAGAAGAUACACUACAUGAGUUAGGACUAGGCAAACUGCUGAAUCGAUAUCUCCUUCUGAUACUUCUUAAUGCACCACCUGGACCAGAUAAUGUGGAAAAGUGCAACAAGGUAGUUGCAUGUAUUCCAGAACGAUGGUUCAAAGAGCUUAAAAAUGGAUCAACUCUCCCUCAGUUGGCAAACUUUAGCCAACAUUUGUUGCAAAGUGCACAUAUACUGUACAAGAAUAACUGCAGUGAUGAAACAAGAGACCUGAUUCUUCUGUUGGUGAAAGUCAACGCCUUGCAUAUUGCAGAGGACUUCAUUGAGGAAUAUAAACUGGAACACCUGAAAUCUAUUGUCAGAAAGUAGAAUUCCAGCGAAAGGACUAAAAUACAAAAUUUAAAAUGUUGUAGCCAUUUUGGGUUUGAUUUAAAGCAAGAUAAAGUUCAAGCUAAAAUAGUGUUAAAGGUUUCACUUGAACAAUGCAACUGACGAGUUAGGGCUGCCCUUUCUUUAGUCUACCUUGUUGAGCCUAGAUAUUUCAUGGGACUUAAUGGCCCUGCAAGUAUUAGGCUUGAAUUUUUGCACUUCUUGUGCACCCAAAAUUCCCACGGUGGGUGAGUGAGUGUACUUGGUGCACCAGGAAUGCAAAAUCUGGUCCAGUGCAUGUUGCACUGGUUGGCAUCAAGUUAGUUAAAGAUGAAAUUGCAAUCUUAAGUACCACAGGGGUGAUUCAUACACACUUCAGUGGUUGGCAGUGAGAUGCAGGAGUCAUUUAUUGUAGCAACUUCAGAACAUCGUUUUCAGAAAUCUGACUGGUGUCCGAGAGUCUUGCUGAUUGCUAUUUUUGCUUCCCCCUGAUGUGUACACAGUCUUGUCUACCAUACAUGGAAUAUUUAUUUUAAAAUAGAUUGUGUUUUAAAGAGAAUUUUAAAUGUAUAUAACAAAAGUCCCUCUGCCAUGGAAUUGAAAGAGAAUUGGUUAUAGAAAUCCAGAGCGUGGCACAAGUUCCGAUGCAGAGUCAUUUGUAUAUGUAUUUCCCCAAAUGGUAUUUAACAUGUAAUAUUUGUAUUUUUCUUAUAGUAGAUUUUUUUUCCCUCUGGACAUGCUUUUACAUUUUUUAAAAACUGGGUAUUUUUUAUUUUUGUAAAAUAAAUGAAUAUCAAUUGUAAAUGACUAGGUACUAUUUUUUAUCUUGAUUAACUCUUGUACACACGGACUUCAUAAAAUAAAAUUAUUAGUCUUGCA